Messenger RNA from Daphnia pulicaria, 1845 nucleotides. RefSeq lists its product as uncharacterized. Gene Ontology annotation, molecular function: protein binding. The record is from RefSeq and is a predicted model, not a curated record. Bases 598 to 1668 code for a protein of 356 amino acids. The transcript has 6 exons. Lineage: Eukaryota; Metazoa; Arthropoda; Branchiopoda; Diplostraca; Daphniidae.
CUAUAUAGCGGACACUCCCAAGAAAUGAUUGCCAUUUCAACGGUAAAUGUUCGUUUCGUCUUGUUGUUGCUUUUAAGUUGGUCAUUAAUCAGUUCGGCCGAUGCCACCCUGAAUUUGGAGGACAAAUUGGGACAGUUGACUCAAAAUUACAUGCAAUUUAAAGAAAUUGUUGAAACUAAAUUCGAAACGCAAUUUCAACAACUCGAAACCAAAAUGUCUCAGCAGCAGAGGCAAAUGGUCCGUCAUCUCGAAAUUAAAAAUAGGCAACUGGAAGAGAAAGUCAUUCGGCUAGAAUCUAAAGUUCAAAAACUAGAAUCGUCGGUAGUCGGUCUACAAGAAAACAGAAAAAGUAUCGAUCCACUAACUGGAAGAAGCGCCAUCCCGAGGACCUGCAGAGAAGCCCAUCUGGCGGACCCAUCUCUCGAUUCCGGCAUGCGCUGGAUCGAUCCGGACGGACAAGGCGUCGGAGAUGAUCCCAUUUACGUCCAUUGCGACAUGACUACCGACACUGGGAAAAUGUUUUAAAACAACUUUUUGUGUCCUAUUCUUUUCCUUUGAAAAGAUACGACAUCCGUUCCACACGACAGCGAAGGACCGAUGGACGUGGGUCACUGCGCCGAUCAGGGAUGUUAUUCAAAGGCCGUGACGUACAACGCAAGUCUCAGACAGAUGGCAGCGUUAGCAAAUUUGUCAAGCGAAUGCCAUCAGUCGAUUAAAUACGAUUGCUUCUACGCCCCUUUCGAGUUGGACGGCAUCGCAUUUUCCUGGUGGAACGACAAAGACGGAAACGACAAAUUCUUCUGGGCCGGCGCCAACACCGACGUCCACACCUGCCAGUGCGGCAUCGAUGGAAAUUGCGUCGAAUCUUUUAUGAAGUGCAACUGCGAUUCUACUGCACCGGAGCAAUUAGUCGAUAGCGGAGUCAUUAAUGAUAAGGAGAUCCUGCCCGUCACCCGUUUGAAUUUCGGCCGAACUGGGCAAGAGUAUUCUUCCGGUGUCCACACACUGGGCCGAUUCAAAUGCACCGGACAAGUGGCCGUCACUGGAAUGCCGACGUCGUGCGAAGAUCUCUGGAGGAUCGGCCACACCCUGAGAGGAUUCUAUUCCGUUAAAGGAGUCAAAAUGGUCGAAAGUGUUUACUACUUAAAACUACCGAACGAAGCAGGUUUCCAGAAAUGGAUCGGAUACGAUGACAUCAAGUCGGCGCCUGUCUACUUCUACGUCCAGCGGAAUUCUCUCUUCAACACGGCAAAUGUCUCAAUUCCUUUCCAGGUUUCCAAAUUAAACAUCGGCAACGCCAUGGAUUUGACGACAGGAAAAUUCACGGCACCUGUCCCGGGAACGUAUUUCUUCUCGUUUACUGGACACGCCCAAUUUCCUACGUCAUCAUCUUUACUUAGUUUAGGAGUAGGUCUCUAUCUGAACGGGAAUUUUAUCGGGUGGGGUUAUGUUGAAGAGUACAACACUUUAAAUUUGCAAGAAACCCCUUUGACUCUGCAAUCGACGCUCAAUUUACAAAAAGGAGAUGAAAUUUGGUUGCAGAUCACAUUAAUUUCGGAUAGCGUGAGUCUCUUGGAUGAUGGUAGGAACUGCUGGACCCACUUUACGGGAUACAUUUUGGAAGAAGAAAUGAUUUUUCAAACAUGUUGUGAGACGGAAAGUAAAUAGACUUGACUUAAGAUCACAACAAACUAAAGUAAAACGCAGUUCGCCAUUCAAAUAUCUAAUUCUAUAAUGGCACCAACUUUGAGUGGUACACUUCAAAGUUUUGAUUAGAGUUUUGUUGACUUUAAAAGAGGAGAAAUGUCCAUCGACAAAGAGUUAGAUGAAAACAAAUCGGCAAAA